GCAUUUUCUUAACAUAACCUGGCUCACACGGUGGCGCAGAAGAUCCUUUGCCGGCCCAAAAUGGCGCGCACUGCUCGCCUAGUUGCCUCGCCUCGCUGUAUAACACCUUGGCAGCAGGCACCAAACCGAUCGAUUAACCAAUCCAACUGAACUCAACCAAUUCCAUCCCGUAUCUCCACUCCAAAUCCCAAGAAACCUCGCUCGCCUACGUUCGACGUUCCGACUUCCGACCAGCACAGCACGACGCCAUGAGCGGCGCCACCGCGGACGCCCCCGCCGCCGCCGACGUGGAGAAGGCCGGCGUGUCGGGUGGAGGUGACGCCGGCGCCUCAGGCGGAGGAGGCGCGGUGGGCGCCAUCAUCGGGCGCUGGCGGCGGCAGGACCUCCUGGACAAGUCCGGGUCGGCGCUGCGCGCGGCGGCGUGGGCGUUCUCCCUGCUCGCCUUCCUCAUCAUGGUCUGCAACGAGCACGGCGACUGGAAGCAGUUCGACCGCUACGAGGAGUACAGGUACAUCGUCGCCGUCGGGCUGCUGGCGUUCGUCUACACCACGCUGCAGCUGGUGCGGCACGGCGUCCGGCUCAACGGCGGCCAGGACCUGCAGGGCAAGGUCGGCCUGCUCGUCGACUUCGCCGGAGAUCAGGUGACGGCGUACCUUCUGAUGUCCGCGCUGUCCGCCGCAGUCCCGAUCACCAACCGCAUGCGCGAGGGCGCGGAUAACGUCUUCACGGACUCCUCCGCCGCCUCCAUUAGCAUGGCAUUCUUCGCCUUCGUCUGCCUCGCGCUCUCUGCCCUCAUUUCAGGUUUCAAGCUCUCCAAGCAGACCUACAUAUGAGCCUGGCUGCACUACAUUCCGACUGUGCUUCCUCUGUAUAUUCUCGAUCCGUUCUUGCUGGUGGGUGUUGUGGUAAUACCGUACGCAUAUUACUUGGUUUCUUCAAUUCUUCUGUAUAACUUGGUGUGCAUACGUGAUUACAGGAAUUGAUGGUCGCUUCUUUUGCGUGUGUUUUAGGUGUUCAGAUUGUAAUGCCCAAUUAUGUAAUUAUUAUGUUUCCACGACAAAUGAACGGGAGUGCGUGCGUGUCCAAUUGAUUCUUUGAAGAUUAA
Molecule: messenger RNA, 1105 nt
Organism: Lolium perenne
Lineage: Eukaryota; Viridiplantae; Streptophyta; Magnoliopsida; Poales; Poaceae
Product: CASP-like protein 4B4
Source: RefSeq, a predicted model, not a curated record